Messenger RNA from Stegodyphus dumicola, 1864 nucleotides. Its product is annotated as actinia tenebrosa protease inhibitors-like. The record is from RefSeq and is a predicted model, not a curated record. Lineage: Eukaryota; Metazoa; Arthropoda; Arachnida; Araneae; Eresidae. Gene Ontology annotation, molecular function: serine-type endopeptidase inhibitor activity.
CUGAAAUUCGUGACGGUUCGUGCAAAUACGUUUGGGGAGUAUAAAAGGAAGUUACUUUUUCAUGUACCUUUCUUUCCCUCAAUACCCACUACACGCAAACUCAACAUGAAGGUUAUCAUUCUGCUGACAAGUUUUGCUGCAGCUUUUGCUGAUGGAGCUUGUCCUGAAAAUCAGCAUUAUAGCUCAUGCGGAACUGCCUGUCCCUUGACCUGUGAGAACUACCGAGAUCCUCCAACAGCAUGCAUUUUAAGAUGCAAUGCGGGAUGCCAUUGUAACGAAGGAUAUGUCAAGACUGAUGAUGGUCACUGUGUGAUGCCAGAAAACUGCUUGUUUCAGGAUAAUUACGUAAGAACGCAGCAUCCUGUUUCUGACAUUUGCAACUUAACUGCCGACGCGGGUGACUGCCGCGCCUCAGUUCUUAGAUACUACUUCGACAAGUCUACCGGACAGUGCCAGGCAUUUGUAUAUGGAGGCUGCAACGGAAAUGCAAACAAUUUCCGGUCAGAAAACGAAUGUGAACAAACUUGCUUUAGAACAGCAGCUGAACCAUCAAAAGUAGACUGCAGCGCCUCGGCCGACAGUGGACAUUGUUAUGCCUCCUUGAUAAGAUACUUCUACGAUCAAAAUGAGGGAACUUGCAAAAAUUUUACAUAUGGAGGAUGUGGUGGUAAUUCCAAUAAUUUCUACACGGAAGAGGAAUGCAGAGAAAACUGCGAAGCUACUUCUGUUUGUGAGCAAGCGAAAAUGGCUGGAACAUGCACAGGUGCAUUUCGUCGUUACUAUUUCAACAAGUUGUCUGGACAGUGUGAACUGUUCGUCUACGGUGGAUGCGGAGGAAAUGGGAACAAUUUCUUAACCAAAGAACACUGCGAAUCUUUAUGUGUGGAUAUCUCUGUCUGUGAGCAAGAGAAAGUUAUUGGUCCAUGUCGAGCUGCAUUCCAGAGAUUCUUUUUCAAUAAAGAGACCAGAACAUGUAAGCCGUUCAUCUAUGGGGGCUGCCGAGGGAAUGGCAACAACUUUUUGACUCAAAACGACUGCGAAUCUGCUUGUGUUGCUCCUUCUGUUUGUGAGCAAGAGAAAAAAGUAGGACCGUGUAAAGGCAACUUCCGUCGUUUCUAUUUCAACCGACUGACCAGACAGUGUGAAUCAUUCUUCUACGGAGGUUGUAGAGGAAAUGGCAAUAACUUCUUAUCCAAGGCUCAAUGCGAAUCUUCAUGUAGUGUUUGUCCAGAAAAUCAACAUUACGAUUCAUGCGGAAGUGCGUGUCCUUUGACUUGCAAGAAUUAUAGGAACCCACCUACGCAUUGCAUUUUCAUGUGCAGUCCUGGUUGCCACUGCGAUGCCGGACACGUCAGAGACGAUGAUGAAAGAUGCGUAAGACCCGAAAACUGCUCAAACCAAAUCAAUUGAAAAAAAUAUCCCCUGAAAAUUUAUGAGAUUUUAAGUUUCUACGAACUUUAAAAAUGCUCACACAUGGCAAAGUGUAAGAAAUGAAUGGUAAAGCAAGUUUACAGAUGAGGGAAUUUAAAAUAUACUGCGGUUCUAUUCUGUUUUAUUAAAUUCUUGUUUUAUAGAGACAGUAUUUGUGGCAGGAAAACAAAAUUCUACAAGGUCCAAGCAGUGAGACCUGGUUCUACACGCUAUUUAGUUUUUGAUGCUUUAAUCUCUUCUGAAGCACCAAAAUGGCAGUGGAUGUGUAUUAUUUGGCAGUGGAUAUGGCAAAAUGUCAGUGGAUAUGUGAAUAUAAUUAGUGAAAUCGUUUCUAAACCUGAUUUAAUUCAAAUUUCUUCUACCGAUACUCUCAUGUUCCAUAUAAAGGACUGAAAUAUUUUUUUAAAUAAAGAAGCAUUUAUUAUUCUGUUAA